This is a messenger RNA of Lotus japonicus, 875 nucleotides long. Its product is annotated as TMV resistance protein N-like. The record is from RefSeq and is a predicted model, not a curated record. Gene Ontology annotation, biological process: signal transduction. The coding region runs from base 71 to 790 and encodes 239 amino acids. The transcript has a single exon. Lineage: Eukaryota; Viridiplantae; Streptophyta; Magnoliopsida; Fabales; Fabaceae.
AAAAUGAUAGGAUCCUCGCCGCUUGGGCGGUCCUUCUUUAUUUAUAGUUGGGUUUUGAUCCGGUUGGAUCAUGGGUUACCCGGCCCAUCUAAUACAUGAUUCGGUCAGCCUAAGUAAUAUACAUAUUGAUCAGCCCAUACCAUACCACAAAGAAAUAUCCAACGACACACUCUGUCUCUUAAUUCGGAAAUUGAAUAUGGUGUAUUUCUUUUUCUUUUGGUCAUUUCUGUUAGUGCUGUUUUCAUUUGUCACUCGGUUACUUCUCAAACGGAAGGGUGUAGCACUAGUGUCAGACAACGCUCCUCAAACAAACUGGUAUGAUGCUGUGGACACCCAACAAGAAGAAAAGUAUGAUGUUUUUGUUAGCUUCAGGGGCGAGGACAUCCGUGACGGUUUUCUCAGCCAUCUAGCAGUGGCUUUUCAUCAAAAGAAUAUAUAUACCUUCGUUGAUGAGAGGCUUCAGGGGGGAGAAGAAAUAUGGCCAUCACUUGUUGGAGCCAUUGAAGGAUCAUUGAUUUCAGUGAUCAUAUUCUCUGAAAACUACGCUUCUUCAACUUGGUGUUUGAAAGAACUGAUCAAAAUACUUGAGUGCAGAGACAAGUAUGGACACACUCUAAUACUAGUUUUCUACGGAAUAGAUCCCACAGAUGUACGACAUCAGACAAGGAGUUAUGAAUCUGCAUUUGCUGAGCAUCGAAAAAAAUUUGAUCCGACCAUGGUGCAAAUAUGGAGAGAUGCUUUGAAUAAAUCUGCUAAUUUAUCGGGAAUUAAGUCAUCAGAUUUUGGGUAAGCUUUUACUAUUUCUUUCCAAUAAAUGUUUAAUACUUUCUUGCUUCUUCUUUUUUGACAAAACUGCACAGUUUGGUAGUAUCUUA